CCCACAAAAAGCUUUGCUCCAUUUGACGGCACCGUUUUGGAGUCCCUUGGGUUCCUUCAAGCUUCUGAUCGACAAACACAACACAACGGCUGGUUAGGGUUUCUUCCAACAAGCAGGUACAUGAGGCUGAGAGGGAACAAACGAGGCUGAGAAGGAGCUAACGAGGCUGAGCAGCUUCGCGUGGUGAUAUCAGAGCAAAAAGGCAGAGGUUCUUGCAGAAAUUGCCAAGUUUUUCCGAGUAAGGACGACCUGCAUAUGGUGGAAGGAGCCAGAGAAUCCGAUAAGGAAGCAGUAGUUUUCAAGGAGCAGGUGGAGAAAGCCAGACUCGUGACUAUAAAAGGAGAGGCUGUUUGGGAAUCUGGAGGUGAAGGAGAAGAGAAAAUCACCGAGUAGAGAAGAGAGCUUCGUGAAAAAGUCUAGGGUUUUCAAAAGGCAAUCUGUGCCGAAUUGUAGAGGUUCUUCUGGAGAGCUAUCACAGAGAACGAAUAAGAGACUAGGAGAGAAAUCGGGAGAAUUCGGAGCCUAAAGAGUUUCUGUGAUUGUUUUCUUAUUUGUAAUACAAUCUCUGCAUAGUCUCUUUGUCUAAUCUGAGUGUCAAACCCCACCUAGUAUGUCUCCUAUCAGAGAUGAUGAUGACUAUGAGGAUGAGGGACUGGAUGAUGAGGAACAAAUCCUUGAUGAGGAGGAUGAGUACGAGGAUGAUGAAAGUGUUAGAGGGGGUGGUUCAAGUAAGAAAAGGAGGAGAUCUGAUUUUAUUGAUGAUGCUGCGGAGGAGGAUGACGAGGAGGAAGAUGAGGACGAAGAGGAUGAUUAUGGUGGGGGAGGAAGAUCUAGGCAUAAAGCUAAGAGGAGAUCGGGCUCUGAGUUUUUUGAUCUUGAGGCUCAGGUAGAUAGUGAUGAAGAAGAGGAAGAAGAAGAUGGAGAAGAUGACUUCAUAGUGGAUGGUGGAGCUGAACUACCUGAUGAAGAUGAUGGUAGAAGGAUGCACCAUCGCCCUAUGCUGUCUCGGGAGGAUGAGCAAGAAGAUGUUGAAGCUCUUGAGAGAAGAAUUCAACAAAGGUAUUCCAGGGCAAAUCAUACAGAAUAUGAUGAAGAAACCACAGAUGUAGAGCAACAAGCUCUUUUGCCAUCUGUAAGGGAUCCAAAGUUGUGGAUGGUGAAAUGCGCGAUUGGCCGUGAGCGAGAGGUGGCUGUUUGCCUUAUGCAAAAGUACAUUGAUAAAAGAGCUGAAUUACAGAUUAGAUCUGCUAUUGCUCUUGAUCAUCUAAAAAAUUAUAUAUAUGUUGAAGCAGAUAAGGAAGCCCAUGUGAGGGAGGCUAUCAAGGGCAUGCGAAACAUAUAUGCCAAUCAGAAGAUACUGCUUGUUCCAAUUAGGGAAAUGACAGAUGUACUAUCGGUUGAAAGCAAAGCAAUUGAUCUUUCAAGAGAUACCUGGGUUAGAAUGAAAAUUGGGACAUAUAAGGGAGACCUUGCUAAAGUAGUUGAGGUGGACAAUGUACGACAGAGGGUUACAGUGAAAUUAAUACCCAGGAUUGACUUACAGGCUCUUGCAAAUAAACUGGAAGGUAGAGAAGUUGUAAAAAAGAAGGCUUUUGUCCCUCCCCCACGCUUUAUGAAUAUUGAUGAAGCUAGGGAACUGCAUAUCCGUGUGGAGCGCAGACGAGAUCCAAUGACAGGGGACUACUUUGAGAACAUUGGUGGCAUGUUGUUUAAAGAUGGCUUCUUGUAUAAAGCAGUGUCAAUGAAAUCAAUUAGCACUCAGAACAUAAAACCAACUUUUGAUGAGCUUGAAAAGUUUCGGAAACCUGGCGAGAAUGGAGAGGGUGAUAUUGCUAGUUUGUCUACUUUAUUUGCCAACAGAAAGAAAGGUCAUUUUAUGAAGGGUGAUGCAGUUAUAGUUGUCAAGGGUGAUCUUAAAAAUUUAAAGGGAUGGGUAGAGAAGGUUGAUGAAGAGAAUGUCCAUAUUAGACCAGAAAUGAAAGGCCUUCCUAAAACUCUUGCUGUCAAUGAAAAAGAGCUUUGCAAGUACUUUGAGCCUGGCAAUCAUGUUAAGGUUGUCUCUGGGGCUCAGGAAGGAGCCACGGGUAUGGUUGUUAAGGUUGAGCAGCAUGUGCUUAUCAUUUUGUCUGAUACAACCAAGGAACAUAUUCGUGUGUUUGCUGAUGAUGUUGCGGAGAGCUCUGAGGUUACAACUGGUGUUACCAAAAUUGGGGACUAUGAGCUUCAUGAUCUGGUGCUACUGGAUAAUAUGAGUUUUGGAGUAAUUAUACGUGUUGAAAGCGAAGCUUUUCAGGUUCUUAAAGGAGUUCCUGAGAGACCUGAAGUUGCACUUGUUAAAUUGAGAGAAAUCAAGUGCAAGAUUGAGAAGAAGGUUAAUGCACCAGAUCGCUUCAAAAAUCCUGUUUCAGUAAAAGAUGUUGUCAGAAUCCUAGAGGGCCCUUGCAAAGGGAAGCAAGGUCCUGUAGAACACAUAUACAGGGGUCUCCUGUUCAUUUAUGAUCGCCAUCACCUUGAACAUGCUGGAUUUAUAUGUGCUAAAGCUAGUUCUUGUGUUAUUGUUGGUGGAUCACGUUCUAACAAUGACAGAAAUGGAGAUUCUUACUCUAGGUUUGCUAAUUUCAAGGCUCCACCUCGUAUACCCCCAUCACCUCGAAGAUUUCAUAGAGGCGGUCCCACAUUUGAUUCUGGAGGAAGGCAUAGAGGUGGAAGAGGUGGACAUGAUGCUUUGGUUGGUACUACAGUUAAAAUUCGCCAGGGUCCUUUCAAGGGCUACCGUGGACGUGUUGUAGAUAUUAAAGGCCAGUCAGUUCGUGUUGAGUUAGAGUCCCAAAUGAAGGUUGUUACAGUUGACCGCAAUUUUAUAUCUGAUAAUGUGGUGGUUUCAACACCAUACCGUGAUACACCUCGGUAUGGGAUGGGAAGUGAAACCCCUAUGCAUCCUUCUCGGACUCCACUUCACCCAUAUACUCCUAUGAGAGAUCCUGGAGCAACGCCUAUCCAUGAUGGAAUGAGAACACCUAUGCGUGACCGAGCUUGGAAUCCCUAUGCACCUACUAGUCCUGCCAGGGAUAACUGGGAAGAAGCGAAUCCAGCUUCUUGGGGCACAAGUCCACAGUAUCAGCCAGGAAGUCCUCCUUCUCGGGCAUAUGAAGCUCCUACUCCCGGGUCAGGUUGGGCAAGUACUCCUGGUGGCAGUUAUAGUGAUUCUGGAACACCAAGGGAUAACAGUUCUGCCUAUGCCAAUGCUCCAAGUCCGUACUUGCCAUCAACUCCUGGGGGGCAGCCUAUGACACCAAAUUCAGCAUCUUAUCUUCCUGGCACUCCUGGCGGGCAACCGAUGACCCCAGGCACUGGUGGUCUUGAUGUUAUGUCUCCUGUUAUAGGUGGAGACAAUGAAGGACCAUGGUUCAUGCCAGACAUCUUGGUGGAUGUUCACAAAUCUGGCGAUGACAGUGCUGUAGGAGUCAUCCGAGAGGUUCUUUCGGAUGGUUUAUGUAAGGUGGUCUUGGGGCUAAGUGGUGAGGGCGAGACAGUGACUGCCCUUCCAAGUGAGUUAGAAAUUGUUGCACCCAGGAAAUCAGACAGGAUCAAGAUCAUUGGUGGUGCACAGCGUGGUGCAGCUGGUAAGUUAAUUGGUGUAGAUGGCACUGAUGGAAUUGUAAGGAUAGAUGACAGUCUAGAUGUUAAGAUAUUAGACAUGGCUAUACUGGCGAAGUUAGCACAACCAUGAUUACAAGGUGAAAAAUUAAAAAUGUUGUAAAUAUACCUCACUGGUCCAUAAUUUUGAGCAAAUUUGAGAAUUUUUGCCACUUGUGAAAGCAUUUACUAAAAUUGUGAGAGAAAAUUUUAUACUAAUCCUUCGUGGCA
Molecule: messenger RNA, 3867 nt
Organism: Carica papaya (papaya)
Lineage: Eukaryota; Viridiplantae; Streptophyta; Magnoliopsida; Brassicales; Caricaceae
Gene: GTA2
Product: global transcription factor group A2
Biological process (GO): regulation of transcription by RNA polymerase II; transcription elongation by RNA polymerase II; regulation of DNA-templated transcription elongation
Cellular component (GO): ribosome; DSIF complex
Molecular function (GO): structural constituent of ribosome; mRNA binding
Source: RefSeq, a predicted model, not a curated record